This is a messenger RNA of Cryptococcus deneoformans JEC21, 867 nucleotides long. RefSeq names its product ribulose-phosphate 3-epimerase, putative. Gene Ontology annotation, biological process: pentose-phosphate shunt, non-oxidative branch; carbohydrate metabolic process; pentose-phosphate shunt. Lineage: Eukaryota; Fungi; Basidiomycota; Tremellomycetes; Tremellales; Cryptococcaceae. Gene Ontology annotation, cellular component: cytosol. The coding region runs from base 87 to 761 and encodes 224 amino acids. The record is from RefSeq and is a predicted model, not a curated record. The transcript has 6 exons. Gene Ontology annotation, molecular function: D-ribulose-phosphate 3-epimerase activity; metal ion binding.
UUGCGGGGAAUCCCUUCUUCUCUUUCCUCCAUGUCUCUUUUUUUUCCAGAAAAAUAUACACACAUUUUAUCCGUGAAGCAACAAGAAUGAGCAAAGCUAUCAUUUCCCCCUCCGUUCUUGCUAGCGACUUGUCCGACCUCAGCAACGAGUGUCGACGAAUGAUGGCCAAUGGAUGUGACUGGCUUCACAUGGACGUCAUGGAUGGCCAUUUCGUCCCCAACAUCACCAUGGGCGCCCCCAUCCUCGAACACGUUUACAAGAAUGUCCCCAACAUCUUUAUGGACUGCCACAUGAUGGUUUCUAACCCUUCUCAAUGGGUUCCUGAAGUUGCCAAGGCAGGUGGAAAACUCUACACAUUCCAUUAUGAAGCUACCGAGGAGCCCGAAAAGGUCAUUGAGCUUGUCCAUUCCCAUAAUAUGCUUGCUGGACUUGCUAUUUCACCUGAAACCCCGGCUAGCGCCAUCACGGACUCCCUUGGUAAAGCUGCCGAUCUCUUGCUCGUCAUGACCGUCCGCCCUGGCCGAGGUGGUCAAAGGUUCAUGCCCGAAUGCCUCGAAAAGGUAAAGGAGUUGAGGGAGAGAUUCCCUGGCAAGAACAUCCAGGUCGAUGGUGGUGUUGGAUCUGGCAACGCUUGCCAGUGUGCCCAGGCCGGUUCCAACGUCCUUGUCGCUGGUACUGCCAUCUUUGGCGCCAAGGACCCCAAGCAGACUAUCCAAGAAAUGCGCACCGCUGUGGACGGCGCUAUUGCUCAGCAAAAGUAAAAAAGGCGCGCUUUUGAGAUAAGAGCGAAGAAAAACGUUGUGGUAAGACAAUUUGGGUAUUUGAAAUUCCAAAAGCGCCUGCACUUUGAUAGGCUGCACUGAUCGU